AAUCGGAGCAUGUUCCUCUUUCUCGGCACUAUCCUUCGAGGGAGAGAAAAAGAAGCAGGGGGAGAAAGCGAGAAGAGAGAGAGAGAGAGAGAGAAAAAGAGAAAGAGAAAAAGAGAGAGAAGACUCUUGGCGAUCCUCUCGUCGGCAGUGCGUGCUGCACCCUCACGGAUGACACUCCGUUCCGCGCAUGCUCGAAGUUUCGAAGCUCGUUUUUCAUUUCAAACGAUCAAGACCCAAAUUUAUAUAUUUUUCGGCUUGAUUUUUUCAUCUUCGAAUAAUUUUAUAUAUUAUUCUAAUACAAAUGGAUAUGAGAAACAAGAGGGACGCGAUUAAAUAGUUGAUAAAGAACAUUGGUUUAUAAUUUUGAGAGUACCUAAUCGAAAUGUGAAUUUUUUAACAAUUUUGUGACGGGGCGAGAGAAGAGAUUGGUGUACGAGUUUUUUUUAAUAGAAAAAGAAAUCAAACGAAUAAUUGUUCGUCAAACAAGAUAAAUAUUGAAGAAGACAUAUAAUUGAAAUUUGUCGAAUAUAGACAGGAACAAUUCUCAUUCGUGAAGAUGAAGACAAACAAUGGAAAAAGAAUGGACGCGGAAACGGUGAAAGUCGGUUGUUUUCAGAUGCUUCUUGUAUUAAUAUUUUGCAUAAAUUACAUCAUCGUAUCUAUGAAUCACGCUCUACCGGCUUUUCACAAUUAUACACCGAAAUUUUAUUGUCAGCCAAGGAAUACAACGAGCAGAAUUUAUGGCUGUCAAAUCCAAAACAAUUGGACGAUCGAAUCUAACUCGAGCACCGAACUCGAGAUGAACUCCUGUUCUGGUGAUUAUCGAUUCGCGAUCGAACCCGGUGAGAAUAGCGUUGUCACCGAGUGGAUCUUGAUAUGUGAAAGAAAAUAUCUGACAUAUCUAGCGUCGGCAAUCUAUUAUCUUGGUGCUUUGAUCGGUGCUUCGAUUGCUGGAAUUUUGGCUGAUCGAAUUGGAAGACUACCAGUUCAAGCGAUUUGUCUUUACACACAAGGUACAAUGGCUGUUGCAUUGUACAUCGUACAGAACUAUCCUACAUUUUUGGCACUUCGUGGCCUUCAAGGUAUCUUCGUACAAGGCCUACAAAACUCAACAUACAUAUUAUCUCUGGAAUUGUUUCCCAGUAAAUCGCGAACUCUCGUAGCUAUGAUCAUGCAAAUCGCUUGGGCUAUCGGCUUGAUACUCCUAGCGAUACUAAGUUAUUUUAUACCAGACUGGAGAAUUUUGCAGCUUGCUGUUUCUGUACCCACAGCGAUAACAGUACUAUACAUCUGGAUAAUACCCGAAUCCCCGCGAUGGCUGCUAGCUAAAAAUAAAUUAACGGAAGCCGAUAUGGCGUUGGAAAGAAUCGCGAAAUAUAACGGGUGUUGUAUGAGAAUACGCAGAGAGAAGGUUAUAGAAUCUGAGCCUGUUGCUAAAGAAAAUCCGACGCCGGUGAAACCGGAAAGGAAAUCACGUGUUUCUAGUGUCGACUUAAAGAAACCGAAAACUCUUGAAGUGACGACGCAAGACGAGAUGGCGAAAUUGCUGAAUACGCCGAAUUCAAAUCAGCAAAAAGAGCAAUCUAGAAGUUCUACUGUGAUCAUUCAAGCACCCACGAAACGACUUUCAUCAACGAACGUAGAAUUACGAAGGGAAAAUGACGUAGAAAACGAAAUAAAAAAUCCACCAUCCUGUUCGACCAAUAAUCGGAGAUCUAAGAGAAGUUCUCAAUCUGUCUACGAUCAAAAAGUAUCUUCAAAAAUAGAUGAGGAAAUCGUUGUUCUUAGAAAUCCAAGGAAACUCCAAAAAGUAAAUGAUAAUGAAAUAAAAAUGGCCGAAAAUUUUGAACAAGAAUCAAAAAGAAUAAAAAGUAAAACUUUACAAAAAUUAUUCAAACGAUCAUUGACAAGAAAGUAUAGUCUUGUGAUGGUUCUUCAGUGGUUUUCAUCCUCCAUAGCGUGUUAUCUUUUAGCAUCGCUUUUACCAAAUUUUAACGUAAAUAGACACGUGACUUUUGCCUUAGGAGGAGCCUUAGAAAUUGCUACUUAUACGUUUAUAUAUUUCGUAUUGUCCAGAUAUGGAAGACGAAUACCUCUGAGCAUAUAUCAGUCUACAACUGGCGUAAUAUUAAUCAUAUUAUCUAUUCUAAUUAUUUUGAUAGAUUCUUCUUUAGCCUGGAAAGAUCUCGUGAAGACUAUAGUAUUGCUAUUUGGUAGAGUAACUGUAAUAAGCACUAUUGCUAUAACAUAUCUCUACGCUGUUGAACUAUUUCCAACUGUUGUAAGAGGAACCUGUUUAGGUUUAUGCACAGUUUUGGCUGAAGUCGGUUCUUUAAGUAUACCACAAAUGUUAUCAUCGGGAAAAUACGUGACAAUUAGUAUACCAUUAGCGAUCGUUGGUGUGCUGUCUUUUAUUUCUGGUAUAUUAGCAAUCAUUUUGCCAGAAACAUUGAAUAAGAUUCUACCUGAUACAAUAGAAGAUAUUGAACAGAUGUUUGUUAAAAGAAGGGAUCAAAAAUACGACGAAGAAAUUGUUAAUGAGGAUAAAAAUAUUGCAAAAGACGAUCUUACGGAAAGAGAAAUACUAAGAGAGAAACUUUUCUCGGAGGAUUGGGUGGACGCCGGAAACGGUAUAUUAGUUAAUUUUUCCGAAAAUAAAAACGCGGAUUGUUCGCGUGAUUAGUUAAAAUUUUCUUGAGUGAAAAUGUGUGUUUUUUGUUUCUUUUUUCAAUUUUAAUGCAGGUUCACGACCACUCUGAUGUAAAUGUGUAAAAUGUGCUUUCCACUAGAAAUGUAAGUUAUAUUUGUCAGCGGCUUAUGUAUUUAUUACCUUAGAUUCGUAAGAACAAUUUAGAAACUUUAUCAUUUAUUGUAUAUACUUCUAUUUUCAUUUAUAAAAAUUCAUUCUUGGAACUAACACU
Molecule: messenger RNA, 2921 nt
Organism: Vespa crabro (European hornet)
Lineage: Eukaryota; Metazoa; Arthropoda; Insecta; Hymenoptera; Vespidae
Product: solute carrier family 22 member 8-like
Exons: 8
Coding region: 557-2683 (708 amino acids)
Biological process (GO): transmembrane transport
Molecular function (GO): transmembrane transporter activity
Source: RefSeq, a predicted model, not a curated record